Pygocentrus nattereri (red-bellied piranha) is the source of this 3261-nucleotide messenger RNA. Its product is annotated as protein zyg-11 homolog. Gene Ontology annotation, cellular component: Cul2-RING ubiquitin ligase complex. The coding region runs from base 150 to 2390 and encodes 746 amino acids. Lineage: Eukaryota; Metazoa; Chordata; Actinopteri; Characiformes; Serrasalmidae. The transcript is spliced from 19 exons. The record is from RefSeq and is a predicted model, not a curated record.
UCACGUGUGCGGCGAGGCAUCCAAUGGUCGUGCAGACGGACUGUCCUGAGUUGCGAAGUCCUGUGUUUCUCUCACGGCGCUGUUUCACCAAGUUUGUACGCGGAAUCAGUCGCGGACUCUUCUGGACUGUUCUGGACUGAACCGAGGCCAUGGAUGAGGACGGCCCCCGGUCUCUGUGCGGACCCUGUGAGGAUGAGGACGGCCCCCCGUCUCUGUCCGGCCUGUGUGUGGAGUGCGUGUGCCGUAACCUGCAGGCUCUAUGCAGCGUCCGCUCUGAUGGCUCUCUGCAGCUCAGCUCCUGUCCAGCGUUUCCUCAGGAGCUCUCUGACCUCCUCAUUCACACCAUGGUCCAGCAGGGUGUGCUGGAUGACCGAACCCUCGGUGUGUUCAGAGGUACUGAGUGUUUGCACCUGAAGCGAGUGAGUAUCCGCUCCUGCCGUCUCUCUGCUGAUGCUUUCCGCAAGGCUCUCUGCUCCCAUCGCCUCAAGGAGCUAGACGCUUCCCGUCUCCGUGGCGACAUCACCGUCUCUGACAUCCUGCAGGGUCUCUCAUCCAAUCAGCAAUGCCGGCAGAGCCUCCAGAGGCUGACCUUGACUGGACUGGAUCUCCUCAGCUCGAGCUCAGACCCCAGCCUGAGCUUCAGCUCACUGCGGGCUCUGCGGAGUCUCGGUGUGGCCUGGACGCAGCUGGACGACUCGGGGCUGGAGGAUAUCUGCUCACUCCCCAUGCUGGACAGUCUGGAUAUAUCUGGGACAGCCGUUACUGACCUGACUCCUUUGCUGAACCUGAAGACUCACCUGUAUUCCCUCACUGCCCACGGCCUACAUCCCCUGGACAUGUCCACGGCCAGCCUCCUUUCCAUCCUCUCCAAUCUAGAGCAGCUCAGACACCUGGACAUCUCCAACGACCGACUGGACACAGACAGCGAAAUUCCUGCUGUGGUGCUGCAGCUGCUGGAGCGUCCGCAAAUCCUCCCAGCUCUGGAGUCUCUGGACGUGUCCGGCUGGUCUGGGGUCAGCGAUGCUGUGUUGAAGCCGUUUUUGGAGGCCCGGCGGGGGAUGAGGUUUUUAGGUCUGCUGGCCACCGGAGCUGGAGCCUCCGACUUCCUGUCUGGAGAAGGAAAUCUGAAGGUGGCUGGAGAGUUUAAUCUCACUCAGCUGUGUGAGGCUCUGAGGCGCUACAGAGAGAGAGAAGUCCUCCUGCAGAGGGCGCUGCUCCACCUCCACAACCUCACCAACCAGCUGGACAUCGGCUCCCAGCCGGACGUCCUGAAGCUGGUGUGUGCUGGAAUGCAGACACAUUCAGGGUCUGUCGGCGUUCAGCUCGUAUCCACAGCCUGCGUGUUCAACCUGACCAAUCUUGAGCUGGCGGUGAGCAUGCCCCUCAGACUGCUGGGAAAUGUAGUCCAGCAGCUCAUCACAACCAUGAAGAACUUUCCCAACCAUGAACAGAUCCAGAAGAAUUGCCUGCUGGCCUUGUGUAGUGACCACAUUCUUCAGACUGUUCCCUUCAACAGGUAUGAGGCCGCUAAGCAGGUGAUGACGUGUCUGAGCCUGUAUGAAGAUCAGACUCUACAGAGGAUGUCCGUGGCUGUCGUCUCCUUACUGGUGUCCAAGCUGAGCGUGGAGGAGAUCGGCCACCUGGGGGCAGAAGAGUUCAUCAUAAAGCAGUUGCUGAGUAUUGUCCAGCAGAGGGCGUCAGUGGGAGCGGUGGACUCCACGCUAAAGUUCGCUCUGAGCGCUCUGUGGAACCUCACUGACGAAACUCCAAAGGCCUGCAGAAUAUUCCUGCAGAACCAGGGACUGGAGCUCUAUACAGAACUACUGGAGACAUAUUUCUUUGAUUCCAGUGUCCAGCAGAAAGUUUUGGGUCUGUUGAAUAACAUGGCAGAGGUGGAGGAUCUGCGUGAGUGGCUGAUGGAGGAGGAUCUACUGAAAUAUAUUCUGGCUCUGCUGCACAGUCCAGUUGUAGAAGUGGGGGUCAGCUACUUCGCUGGGGGAGUUCUGGCCAAUCUGACAUCCAGCAGACGGCCUGAGUGGAGACUAGAUGCCGAGCUCCGCAACACCAUCCUCAACAAACUGCAUUCCUCAGUGAUAUCAUGGACUCCUCCGGAUCAUGAAAUGGUUUCCUACCGGUCGUUCCAGCCCUUCUACCCUCUCCUUGAUUGUUCUCAGCCAUCUGGAGUGCAGCUCUGGGCUCUGUGGGGCAUCCAGCUUGUUGUUCGGCAAAGCGUGUCUGAUUACAGCACUUUGCUGGAAAAUGAAGGAGGUUUACAUAAACUGAGAGAUUUGAUCUCUGACCCCAGCAUCCACACAGACGUUCACUCACUCGCCUUGAACAUACUCUGCCUGGUGGAGACUCAACAGAACUGCAGAACUGCAGAACUGUAGCUGAGGGACCCUGUGUCAGGUGGAGGUCCAGGUUUGCAGUGUCUGGAGCCGAAUGGUUCUUUUGGUGCCGAGUUUACAGCACAUGAAGGGAUCGAGCAUGAAGUUUAACCCAUUAAUGUCUGUGUGAGAAAUGUUACAUGUUUUUAGUCUGUAUGUUUUAUUACUUAAUUUAUUGUUAUUUAAAUUUAAUUGUGAACCAAAGGACGACGAUUACACAAUCAUGAAAAAGUCAAAAAGGUACAGUUAUAUAAUCAUCGGGGGUUUAACUGACCCCAACCCCUAGACCAUUGAGAACAUGAUCUGUGGUGUUUUUCCUCAUGGACAUGAACAGAUUUCAAACAGUAGAUUUUAAUGUAAAAAGAUUUACAGAGCUUUAAGCUUUCGUUUUGUACUAGAAUCUCAUGUUUGUGUUUUAAAUAUGAAAAUUUAGCCGUAUCACACACAUUCACUGUGUUACCUUUUAAAACAAGAAUAAAAAAUGCUGUUAGUGUGUUACACGAGCUAUUAUCACAGUCAGUGACGUCAACAUGUUUCCCUGAAAGGGCAGAAAAAACUGGUCACUAAACUCAACAGAAGCGAAUGGGCUUCAUAAACUGCAGGACACAGAUGAAGGAAGCUGAGACAGAUUAGCCUAAAAACCACUGAAGUACUGCUUUAAUUUCAGAUGCGUUUCUGCUGAGUCAGCGCUGCUUUCGGCUGUGUGGUCUUAUUUGUUGGAAGAUGAAUUCAAUUCAGUUGAACUUCAUUGUCAUUAUGGAUAUAUGGGGGUACAGUAUAAUGAAACACAUUCAGGCUAUUUGUUCUGUACAAAGUUGAAUGUGCUGACAACAAAAUCACACAAUCUGUAAAUACUGUAAAUAAAAAAUCUGUA